Molecule: messenger RNA, 807 nt
Organism: Plasmodium coatneyi
Lineage: Eukaryota; Apicomplexa; Aconoidasida; Haemosporida; Plasmodiidae
Product: KIR protein
Exons: 2
Coding region: 1-807 (268 amino acids)
Source: RefSeq, a predicted model, not a curated record
AUGAGGACAUUAUGGAUGCCGCAUGUUACGUUCACUCACACCGAAUAUGAAAAAAAAAGGCUGUUCCAAGGGGAACUCUGCUAUUUCCUAUAUUUCUGGAUUGGAGGUUUAUUAUCUAAAGAAUCUGCAAGUGCCAACUUCAAAAAUAACCUAAGUGAGAUUUGUUCAAAAAUGAUGGGCAACAAGGUUUUUGGAACUCAUGGUUGUAAAGAUAUAUGUGAUAAAGUUGACCAAACCCUCUUCAAUGAUAGAAAAACAGUAUUUGAUUUCUUAUAUGACCAUACUACUAUACGUGCAUUAUUAAAGAAUGGUGGAUCGAACGUUGUUAAUAAAUGUGAACGCUAUAUCAAAGAUGUCAAAGCAGCAAAAGCGAAAGUGGAAUCACACUGUGACAAUGACGGAAAUUCGCAUGAAUACUGUACAAAAUUUCGGUUUGUGAAUGGGACCACAAUUCAAAGGGCACUAUUGCAUUUGGAAGAUGCAUUAACAACUGCAAAGCAAAGAAUAGCAGAGGAAGAAUCUGCAGCACUCUCUAAAGCCGAAGCAAACCUACGUCAAGCCGUACUAGAAGAAAAGGAAGAUCAACAUCCCGACAACAUCAACAAAAACAACAACAAUUGGACGACUCUACCACAGAAAAUGCUUCCACAACAAUAUAUGAUGAUGAUGGAACAGAAUAUUCCACACAAUCAGAAUAUAAUGCACCACCACCACCAUCUACCAGAACAGUGCGAACACCAAAUAGUAGACUACAGCAACAACAGCAUGCACCACGAAGAAGAAGGGGGCAAAAUCACCAAAAUGUAG